AUGCCAGCGGAGCUGCAGUCCCGCCUCGACGCCUCCGACGCGGAGCUGCUCCACGGGUCCGGCGGCGACACAGAUCAGCCCACGCAGCGCCAGCCCCUCUGCGCGCGCAGGCUGACGCACACGGUGGUGCUGGCAAUGUCCUGCGGCGCGAUCCUGGCGCUGGCCUCCGUGGGCGUGGCGUCGCAGCGGAACGGGCAGAGCGGGAACCUGGCAUCUCUCCGGGUCCGGGGCGCGGCAACCUUGGUCGAUUUGGACAACGGUGCAGGCGCGGACAGCCUUGACGAUGAAGGAGGACUUGGGCGACCCGAGGCUGACGCGGACAGCCUUGACGAUGAAGGGGGACUUGGGCGACCUGAAGCGACCUCGGGCGACUCGGCCACGGAGGAGGCCGCGGAGCAGGCGACGGGUGAUGACGCCCCGGAGGAGGGCGGUGACGGCACGGAGGAGGCGCCGACGACGACGAAAUUGCGUCUCUUGGCCGACGCGGACAGCCUUGACGAUGAAGGAGGACUUGGGCGACCUGAGGCGACCUCGGGCGACUCGGCCGCGGAGCAGGCGACAGGCGAUGAUGACGUCCCGGGGGAGGUGGAGCAGACCGUCGACGCGGCCCAAGGCGCCGCGGAGGAGGCCGUGGAGCAGGCGACGGGCGAUGAUGACGUCCCGGGGGAGGAGGAGCAGACCGCCGAAGCGGCCAAAGGGGCCGCGGAGGAGGCCGCGGAGCAGGCGACAGGCGAUGACGACGCCCCGGUGGAGCAGACCGUCGACGCGGCCCAAGGCGCCGCGGAGGAGGCCGCGGAUGAAGACGAUGCCACGGGGGAUGCCGCGGAUGACGCCGCGGAGUAG
Messenger RNA from Prorocentrum cordatum, 843 nucleotides. The record is from the annotation of a GenBank genome assembly. NCBI's taxonomy places the organism in Eukaryota, Dinophyceae, Prorocentrales, Prorocentraceae.